AAUAAUAUUACUGUAUAUUAAUGAUGACAUGUGUUGUAUAUAUUUAACGUAAAUAAACUAUUUUGACCACAAAUCUGAUGCAAACAAAGGAGUAGUAAUAGACUUGUAUUACUACUACUACUACUACUUGACAGGACUUUCAAUGAUUAACGACGCCUCCAGACUCAUGGACGACAACACCGACGAUAUCGAUGAUAAUUUUAUUGAUGACACUCCCGAUGACGAUAUCGAAAUCAUCGAAAGUGAAGACAUCGAUGGUCUGAAUUCUAGCGACGAAGAGGCCCACAAUGACAAUGAAGAAGCGACAGCUGUUGUCGACGAGUCGGUCAACAGCUUUGCUGGACAUCAGAAAGCGGUUCUCUGUUGUGAUCUGAGCAGUGAUAACGCCUACGUUGUCAGCGGUGGCGAAGACGAUAUGGCGUUUGUUUGGCGAACUCAAGACAUGUCUGUUGUGUUCGACGUCAACGGCCAUAAAGAUUCAGUAGUUUGUGUCGAAUUUAAUGCCAAUAACUCGCUGGUGGCCACCGCCGACAUGAGCGGACUGAUACAAGUGUACGACAUGACUGGCGCCAAACUGUUUGACUUCGAAGUCGACGAAAUCAAUUGGAUGUUAUGGCAUCCGAUGGCAAACAAUAUACUGUUGGCCGGAACAUCGGCCGGCGAUGCCUGGAUGUGGAAACUAGUGACCACAUCGUUGACAUUUGAAUGCAAAACAUUUCAAUCGUUCGGCAAAUCUAACGUUACGGCCAAAUGUUUGCCCGACGGCAAGCGUAUUGUUAUGGGUUAUGAUGACGGUGUGGUCAGAAUUUGGGACCUGAAGAAUGUUAAUGUUAUUCAUGCCAUCAGCGAUUUAACGGCACAUACGGCCACCAUUACAUCGUUAGAUUGUAUGCCAGACAAUAUCCUAAUUGCGUCGGCAUCUGUCGACUCGACAGCCAAAUUGAUAAACAGUCAAACGGGUAAAGUUGUGGCCACUUUUCAGUGCGGCGCCGACGUCGCCCCCGUUGCCGAUGCUGCCGAAGAUACUGAAGAACUAGUUGAUUCCGUUGAAUGUGUACGACUAAACUCUUCCCUAUCGGUAUUGGCCACCGGCACUGUCGAAGGAUCCAUCGAUAUAUGGGAUAUUUCAACACAAAUUAAACGACACUCUUGUAAACACAGUUCCGGUGUAUCGAAACUCUCGUGGGAUACCAAUAGUCCCCAUAUCUUAUAUACGGCCGGUUUAGAUGGAAUUAUCAAUAUAUACGAUGGCCGAAGUGGCCAACUUGUUGGCAAUAAAAAAGGACAUUUGGAUCAGAUAUUGGAUAUGAAAAUAUCGAAAGAUUCGACAAUAGCUGUUACCGCUUCCGAAGAUAAUUGUUGUAAAAUUUUUUCUCUGCCUUAAGA
This is a messenger RNA of Oppia nitens, 1386 nucleotides long. Its product is annotated as angio-associated migratory cell protein-like. Gene Ontology annotation, molecular function: protein binding. The transcript has 4 exons. The coding region runs from base 143 to 1384 and encodes 413 amino acids. NCBI's taxonomy places the organism in Eukaryota, Metazoa, Arthropoda, Arachnida, Sarcoptiformes, Oppiidae. The record is from RefSeq and is a predicted model, not a curated record.